AUGAACAACACCAGCACCGACGGCAACUGCGGGUCCAACUCCGACACCAACGCGACGUGUCUAGGCUCGACGUACGGAGACUGCUGCUCGUCGAAAGGAUACUGCGGCGAGACGUCCGCGUACUGCGCUGAAGGAUGCCAGCUCGACUUUGGAGAAUGCAGUGACGGAAGUGUCCAGACGAUAAGCACGACAGGCAGUUGUGGCUCGACCAAGACCAGCAAUGUCACUUGCUUAGGGAGUACAUACGGCGACUGCUGCUCGGGCAAGGGAUACUGUGGAGGGAACUCGAGCUACUGCGGAUCUGAAUGUCAAUCGGCAUUUGGCAAUUGUGGUCUCGACGCUAUGACUGCGAGUCCCAGUUCCAGUCCCAGUUCCAGUCCCAGUUCCAGUCCCAGUUCCAGUCCCACUGCUUCAGAAGAGGACGGGUUGAGCAGCGGUGCAAUUGCGGGCAUCAGUGUCGGCGCUGCGGUGGGCGGACUGGCCAUAAUCGCGCUGCUGGUUUUUUUCUUCAUCCGGAGGAGGAAAGCAAUCUCCGGUGAAGCCGAAAGGACAGACGAGAAGACAGACAUCAAACAAGGCGUGUCAGAGAGGCACGAGAGACACGAGCUGAACGCGGAGCACCUGCACGAGAUGGAGGCAAAGGGGCCCACACAAGCUCCUGUUGAGCUGCCGAGUCAUUAG
Aspergillus versicolor CBS 583.65 is the source of this 681-nucleotide messenger RNA. RefSeq lists its product as uncharacterized. Lineage: Eukaryota; Fungi; Ascomycota; Eurotiomycetes; Eurotiales; Aspergillaceae. The transcript has a single exon. The record is from RefSeq and is a predicted model, not a curated record. Bases 1 to 681 code for a protein of 226 amino acids. Gene Ontology annotation, molecular function: chitin binding.